AUGAGGAAGGAGACGGGUACAGCCUACCAGGCCAAGCCAUUACAUCAAAGAAGUAAACGUCUACCUCUUCACUGUGAGAAUCGGGAUGGUAAACUAAGACAGCCAAGUGAUAAAGGUGCUUCAUCAAUUUUUCUUGUAAUGCUUCUCCGCCUUCCCCUCCCUUCACCAACCUUCCUCCAUGCCAUUCGUACUGAAUGUAGUAUUUGA
Messenger RNA from Sclerotinia sclerotiorum 1980 UF-70, 207 nucleotides. RefSeq lists its product with no specific name. NCBI's taxonomy places the organism in Eukaryota, Fungi, Ascomycota, Leotiomycetes, Helotiales, Sclerotiniaceae. The record is from RefSeq and is a predicted model, not a curated record. The coding region runs from base 1 to 207 and encodes 68 amino acids. The transcript has a single exon.